AUAAUUAGUGGGAAGAAAACGGUAAGUUUCCAAUGCAAAACAUUCUCAAAAGGAACAAGAAACGAAUCUGUGGCGUGAAUCAUGAUCCAACUGCCAAUCUUGAAAGCACACGCUCCAGCCGCCGCCCCAUAGAUACCUAUCAAAACAAAAUUAUAGAACUCACAAUUUCUCACGUGAAUCUCCUCUUUCUAUCUGUCAUUUUCGGUGUAUUAAUUGUACAUUGAUUGGUGCAAUUUGAGAAACCACAGAAGUCUGUAGUGUUGAGCACUCCUCAAAGUUUCUUGAUUCUUAUGUGGGUGUCUAUAAUUUAAGACUUUUGAGUUUUUAAAUUUUGUGACUACUGGAAUUAUUUUGUGGGUUUUGUUGAAUAUUUGAUUUUUUAAUGUGGGUUCUGUAAGAAUUAUGUGUUUUGAUAUAGGUUUUGGAGAUAGGUGUUGUUUAUUGAUUCUUAUAUAUGAUUCUUUUUGGGUGGUGGGCUUUCUGGGUCUGUGAAGUUUCUGCCUAGAGACUUUCUUUCCUUUUGAUUUGAAGUGAUACUGAGAAACUGAUAAACACAAUAGUAGCAUUGUUUGGCUGUUUACAUUGGACCCCUCUUUGAUCAAAUUUUUUUGGGUUGCAAAGAUUAUUCGUUUUGGACUUGUCUUGCGGAGUUGGAUUUGCUUUCUUGAAUUGUCUUAAUAGAGGACUUCUGGCGUGAAUUAUCCGAGUAUUUGAUUUGUGGCUAUGUCUGGCGGAACACCUGUUGGGUCACUUGGGUGUAAAAGCAUGAGGCAGAGGCAUAGUCAAGGAUAUGCCUCGAGUGGUGAUGACCUUGAAGAUGAUGCAUGUUCAAGGGCAAUGUCUCAACCUUAUUCAUUGCCGAGAACUAGGACAUGGUUUGAAGUUUUAGAGAAUUUUCUCUGGAUUGCUUCUGCCAUUUUUAUCGUGUACUAUGGGGACAGGAACUCAAAUUUCAUAUACCUCCUGUUGCACGAUGAUCGGAUUAGAAGUAUGCUCGUGUCCCUACAUGGUUAUGCUGUAUCUCUAUAGAAGGGGUUUGAGGGUGAUACAGUCUGACAUGAAUGAUACAUCUAGUCCGCAGAUGUUUAAUAAUAAUAUAUUAUCAACGAUAUGGAUAUAGGUAUACAAUAAAGGUAUG
This is a messenger RNA of Olea europaea var. sylvestris, 1138 nucleotides long. RefSeq lists its product as uncharacterized. Lineage: Eukaryota; Viridiplantae; Streptophyta; Magnoliopsida; Lamiales; Oleaceae. Bases 724 to 1029 code for a protein of 101 amino acids. The transcript is spliced from 2 exons. The record is from RefSeq and is a predicted model, not a curated record.